GGAGAUCAGCAGUUUUUCCGGACGAAGCCACAGAACACGAAUGUGAUCGAGGACCACACGCUGAUCCUCCCCUGUGAAGUGGAAAACCAAGCUGGGGCUGUGCAAUGGAGUAAAGACGGAUUUGUUCUGGGUUUCGACCGUUCAAUCCCAGGUUAUCCCAGAUACCAGAUGAUAGGUAAUCCUCAGGAUGGAGUUCACAAUCUGCAGAUAGAAAAUGCGCAGUUAGACGACGAUGGCGAGUAUCAAUGUCAGGUUGGUCCAGCAGCGAACAACAAAGCCAUCAGGGCCGACGCACACGUUACAGUAUUACUGCCGCCUAAAACCAUUACAGUAACGCAACAUCCUAAUGGAAGCACUGUGGAGGUGAGAGAGUCCGAAACACUUACCUUUACUUGUGUGGUUGGAGGAGGAAAGCCUGCUGCAGAAAUCAAAUGGUACAGGAAAAACGUCGAACUACGCCCAGAUAACGUAGAAGUGAGCGUCGAAGAUGCUGACGAUCAUCGUCAAAAUGCCAUUAGUACCAUGACUCUGUAUCCGAAUCCAGAUGACAAUGGGGCUGUGUACACUUGCGAAGCCGUUCACCAAGCCCUGUCCGUGCCAUUAAGGACUUCUGUCGAGCUCAGUGUUUUAUUUCCUCCGGGGCCUCCAGAAAUAGAAGGUUAUCAAGAAGGAGAAACUAUUCGGAUGGGAGAUACGUUGACCCUUUCCUGCACAUCCCGAGGCGGUAAUCCUUUAGCUCAGCUUAUAUGGUAUAAGAACGAAGAACAGGUGGAUUUCAGUUACACAACCAAUGGUCGAGAGUCAACCAAUACCAUCACUAUAUUGGUGGAUGCAUCUGAUAAUAAUGCCUUGUACAAGUGUGAGGCUUUUAAUGUCGUCAGUCCGAAACCAAUGACGGCUACGGCAAAACUUACAGUUCAGUUUGCUCCUGCAAAGGUCACUAUUAGCGGUUCCAAGGAAGCCAAAGCGGCAGAUAACGUCACCAUGAUGUGCAUUACGGAUCCGAGUAAUCCUCCUGCAGAAAUAUCUUGGGUUGUGGAUGGAAGACCCAUACAAUCCAACAGUACCACCAUAGCCGACCCCGGAGGAGGCUGGGUGACGUCAUCCAACAUCACUGUCACCAUCACGGGACAGGAGAGAAACAUGAAGAUGUUUUCUUGUUACGCCGUUAAUCACGCCCUGGGAGAAACUGUGGUGGAGACGGCAGUUCUUAGUGUUCUCUAUCCUCCCGACCAACCCAACAUCUUUGGUUAUGCGGAAGGAACACCUAUCCGGACGGACACUUUACAUCGGAUGACGUGUGUGGCGCACGGAGGAAAUCCUCUGCCAUCAGUUAAAUGGUUCAGGGAAGGGAAGGAGAUCAAGUCUACUUCCACCACUAAUGGCAACGUGGUCACCAGUGAAUUAUCCAUAGUUGUUAAAUCCAGUGAUAACGGAGCCGUUUUUAGAUGUGAAGCCACCAAUUCUGCAGCUCCCGAGCCUUUGGUCAGAAAAGUCAAACUCACAGUACAUUUUCCACCCAGCGGAGUCAGUAUCAAGAUCAAACCUAAACAGCCCAAAGCAGAUCAAAAGGUGACUCUUGUGUGUGAUUCUGGAAGCAGUAACCCUCAGGCAGCAAUUACGUGGUGGAAAGAUGGCUUUCUUGUGUUGGGUACUCCCGAUGGUGUGUUUGAUGCCCCAAAUGGCGGAAAAUCCGUAAGAAACUUGCUACAUCUUAACGUGACAUCCAGUGACGACGGUGCGGUUUAUACGUGCCAAGCCACUAAUCAUUUAUUGCAACAAAGUGCUCACGAUGCCGUCACGCUCAAUGUCCUAUACAAACCAGAAUUUCCAGAGUCGUUUUCCCUCCAGACCUACGACGUUAUUGAAGGGGAGACAACUAUAAUCAAUCUCACCGCUCAAGCCAAUCCUUCGUCCAUCACAUAUUCUUGGACAACUGGUGGAAACGUCGUACCCAGCGUGGAAGAUGCGGACAAUACAAAGUACAGGAUCUUCGCUGUAGGGCCUCUUCUUCAUAUUAACGGAGCAAAAAGGGACGACGGAGGUGCUUAUAGCUGCGAGGCAACUAACGAAGAAGGCACCAAUAAAAUAACAAUUCAAGUCAAUGUUCACCGUGGUGCGAAAAUUACGAGGAUAACAGAGAUCGUUACUGUAGAUCAAGGGGAUAAUGCCUUCUUGGAGUGCGUGGCUGAUGCCAACCCCAUCACCGACGAUCUGAUCACGUGGUCGCGCUCCGAUUUCGACAUGAUAAGAACUCAGCAGAGAGCCGAAGGCGGAAAAUCUUACUUAACUGUCUACAACGUCUCAAGAGACGACUCGGGAAAGUUUACGUGCACAGCCAACAACGGUGUUGGCACAGAAGAUGCCAAAACUGCAAUUCUCGUCGUGAAACAUAAGCCAGUUAUCGACAAGUCUGCUCCAUUUUUAAAAGCUGCGGGUGAUAAAGGAGAAAAUGCUCAAAUCACGUGUCGUGCCAACGGUGCACCAAAUAUUACAUUCAGUUGGUAUAGGAACGGGGAGAGUGUAGGAGAUUAUCUCAGUAAUAAAUUCGAAAUGGAAUCGUACCAAGUGGAUUAUAUUACCUGGGAAACCGUUCUUAACGUCAAUCAAAUCCGUACCGUGGAUUACGGAUCUUACGAUUGCGUUGCCAGGAAUGAAUUGGGAACAGACAGGAGUACCAUCAGCUUAGAAGGAUUGUCCGUGCCAGAUCCUCCCAUUCAUAUCAAAGCACUUAAUGUUACGCAUGACUCUGUUCGUUUAAAAUGGCUACCGGGUUUCGACGGUGGAAGAGAGCAAUCGUUUCGUGUCAGGUACCAGGUGCUGGAUAGUUAUCCACUCAUGUUCACGGAUGUGUUUCCUUCCAACGCCACCGAGUUUACGGUCACAAAUUUACAGAUUGGAACUACUUACGUCUUUCAAUUGAUUGCUAUCAACGAACUGGGAGAGAGUUCAGUCUCCGAAAAGUUCGUCAGAGUCACUACUUCAAGUGAAGUACCUAAAAAUGAGACUAAACCAGUGAUAACGGAAGUGCUCUCGGGCAAAGGAGACAUACCAAGAAUCAUUAUCAUCACAGUUUCUGUUGUGGGAAGCUUUCUACUAAUAUUAAAUAUCAUUUUGGUAAUCUGCUUUGUGAGAAAGAGAAGAAAGAAAAGAUUAGAGGAAGUGUUACAGCGAUUGGCAAAGUUAUGCCAAAAUAGUGACCACUGCAGUAGCAAAGCGGCGACCAUCGAAAUGUAUGCUCCAAGUAGCUAUAAUGAGACUAUGAACGGAGAAACAUUAAGUUGUACGUCGGAAAAAAGUGAACCAUAUUCUGAUGGAAGAAGCACUGGAGAAUAUUCGGAGGAACAGGGGAAGCCAGUAGCUACGACUUACUUGAUCGAUCAAGGUGAUGGAACCUAUAUACCUGACGGAACGAUAGGACAGUAUAAUACCUAUAGGUAUUUAGAUCAAGUUUCUCGAUAUAGUACGCUGGAAAAAAAUUCUAAAAAACCAAACAAAAAUAUUUACGAAGCCGAAGAAGAUACAUAUGCGGACGCAUUAAGGAGAAAUGCUUAUAAUCAAAAAGUGGGAUACAAAGUCGGAAGUCCAUCGAUAGUACCCGGACACGCUAGUGUUGUAAAUAUCGACAUGUGUGAGAAUGCUCGUUACAUUCCUUAUCCAGUAGGACCAGUUGCACCGCAUGUGGUAGCCAACGCCACUCCGCUUCUUACAACGUUCAAUCCAAAUUACCAGGGUUCCCCGGUGCCACCUCACCAAUCUCAUCAGAUGGUGCCUCCGCCAGAUGGUGUUGUCGUUCGCGACGAAAUGGACGGCCAUCUUGUAUGACGCCAGUCUCCGCUACACCUAUUCGUCUGGUGAACUAUAAAUUAGUGUGGGACCAGGUCCCUUCCUUUCAUCCGAAGGUAUGGAAGUUCGUCAAAGUCGACACGUGCUCCGGAAAGCUGCAAAUAAAUGUCGUGGGGGUGUUUACUCGUAGAUGUGUCUGUGUACGUGUAUGUGUUCAUUCGAACAAUCCGUGCGAUGGAUUCAAUGGCAUAAACUUUAAAGAAGCCCAGAUGUAUUCGUUAGCGGAGGUUCCUGCCUAUUCAAACGGUGUAAUUAUACCACAAAAUUUUGGUGCUCACAGCUUUACACCGUCGUUUAAUUAACAGUAACAAGAAUGUGAUUUUAAACGAGUGCCUUAUACCGAUUCAGCAAACGUACGUUGAAGGAAGUUGCAAAAGAGUCCGUGGAAAAUUAUUCCACCGUUAUUUCUUCCGUUGGAAGUUUCUGAGUAUUAAAAACUGUCUUGGGAACAGGGUAUUAUCUUUAUAAACACGUCCUUUUCCAAAUGUUGUUACUAUAAAAAUUAGGUAAUCAGCAGAAAAUCAAAGGAACUGAUCCGUGGAAAACUACUAUGAGAACAGAGCCGAGAGAUAAGAGAGUGCCUGUAAAAAAGAAUCAAUUCGAAGUCGUUUGUGCCUAUGUUUAUGUCUGCAGAUGGCAAUUACUUGGUAUAUCGUCGUCGAUGUUCAAGGUGAGAACCAUCUUAACUAAGAGAAGAUUGAUGUUAUUAAUCGAACUCUUUUACUUUAUAUAAUUUUAUUAUAUUCCUUGCAAUAUUUGCUUUGUUCAUCACUGCAAUUUAUAUUUUGUAACAUAGCAUAGCACAUUUAAAAAGGGACCAUACUCGUUUAUAACUUAUUUAUCUCAACUGCAUUUUUUUUAAUGUUUAAACUAACUUUCAACGAGAAAGAAUGGGCACGUUUUUGGAAUAGCGAAUGUUUUGAUUCCUUGUUGCUACAUAUCGAGUAUUACAGAUUUAGCUUCUAUUUACAUUCCGUUCACAUCUGAUUUAUACUAUUGAAUGAUUAAGCGUGCUGUUUCUUCAGUAUGUAUCGAAACUGCCCACAUAAAAAAACUAUCUAAAUCUUCCUUCGCUUUGUUUUCUAUCAAAUUGCAUGUAAAUAUUGUAAAUAAGAUCAAAAUAUCGGGAUUCAAUUCUAUUCUUUCUGUUACGUGAAAAAAUUUUUAAGUUCGGUUACUAAAACACUAGUCGUUCUUCCCACCAAAGAUAUGUAAGUUAGACCGAACAUAAAAAAGCACACCAGAAUAAAAACUAAAAUAUCAAUAAAUUAAAUUAUUUAUUCACAAAAAAAAAAGAUCCUGUGUAGAGUGGUUUGAGUAAAUGAAGUGUGAUGCGCUAUUGUGGACAGAUGGAGAUCUCGCUGAUUGUUUUAGACCUUUGUACAUGCCAGGUUUAUAAUGCUGUGUCAACAUUACAUGUCCAUAUCACUGUUUCUUAUUAAUAACAAUUUUCUGUAUAUUGUUAAGUGUUUUGUGUCGGAGAUACGAAGUUAUGAUUUCGCUGUAUACAGAACGGUAAUAAAUACAAACUUGUACGAAAAUAAAAAUUCUUGUCG
Molecule: messenger RNA, 5402 nt
Organism: Centruroides sculpturatus (bark scorpion)
Lineage: Eukaryota; Metazoa; Arthropoda; Arachnida; Scorpiones; Buthidae
Product: nephrin-like
Exons: 22
Coding region: 169-3825 (1218 amino acids)
Biological process (GO): cell-cell adhesion
Cellular component (GO): cell-cell junction
Molecular function (GO): cell adhesion molecule binding
Source: RefSeq, a predicted model, not a curated record